Molecule: messenger RNA, 2004 nt
Organism: Paramecium tetraurelia
Lineage: Eukaryota; Ciliophora; Oligohymenophorea; Peniculida; Parameciidae
Exons: 7
Biological process (GO): cilium assembly
Molecular function (GO): protein binding
Source: RefSeq, a predicted model, not a curated record
AUGCAAUCAGAACUUGAGAUUCAGGCAGUGAUAGGGUUCACAGGAAAAAUAAUUUAGGGGCUAGUUUUGCAUCCAGAUAACGAACAUGUUAUUUAUCCAUUAGGCUCAACCAUCGUAGUUAGACAUAUAAUUACUAGACAAUAAACAUUUUUAAGAGGACAUGAUAAUUAGAUCUCUGUGAUAACAGUUUCUCGAACUGGAGAUUAUGUUGCAUCUGGAUAAAAAACUUAUAUGGGAUUCUAAGCAGACAUUAUAAUAUGGGAUUUCAAAGAUAGAAGCAUGAUUCAUAGAUUGAAAUUACAUAAAGUGCUGAUUUAAUCACUCAGCUUUUCUUAUAAUGAAUUAUACUUGGCAUCAUUGGGAGGAAUUGAUGAUAAAAACAUGUUGAUUGUCUGGGAUAUCAAGGCUGGAAAGGCAUUGUAUGGAACUCCAAAUCGUGAUCCAGUCAAUUAAGUCUAAUUUUACAACUAAUCCGAUGAAAAAAUGAUAGCAGUUUUGAAUACUGGAGUUUAGAUCCUAACAAUAGACAGAUAAAAUAAAAAGAUUCAAUCCGUCGACGUGAGUUUUGGUAAUGUCAAGAGAACCUUUACUUGUGUUGCAAUAGAUAAAAACGAUAAAUUUUGUUAUUGCGGAACAAAAACUGGAGAUGUCUUUGAGAUUUAAAUGGAUAUGGCCAUUUAUAAGAGAUUGGCCCCAGUCAAGAAGUUGUUUUCUUAAGGAGUUAAUUGCUUGGGUUUAUUACAGAAUGGCGACAUAAUAGUUGGAGCUGGAGAUGGUAUGAUAGCCAAAGUGUCAUUUCAAACAAUGCAAAUAGUGGCAAGCAGUGAAUUGCUCGGAGGAGUGACAUCUAUUUCCUUCACAAAUGAUUAGACUCAUUUUUUCGCAGGAACACUUCAAAGCAAUAUUUAUUGGUUGGACACAGAAAAAUUGAUACCAGAAUUAAGAAAUACCUGCCAUUACGAAAGAAUUAAUGAUGUUGCUUUCCCUCAUAAUUAUUCAGACGUAUUUGCCACAAGUUCUUUGAAUGAUAUCAGAGUUUGGAAUGCUAAGAAUAGACAAGAGUUACUUAGAAUUUAAGUGCCAAAUCUUGAGUGCUGGGCUGUUGCUUUUAUGAAUGACGGUAAAAGUAUUGUUAGUGGUUGGAGUGAUGGAAAGAUCAGAGCCUUUUUACCACAAUCAGGUAGAUUGCUCUAUGUAAUUAAUGAUGCACACAUCCAUGGCUGUACAUCAUUGACUUGUACAUCGGAUUGCUAAAGAAUCAUUUCAGGAGGGUCUGAAGGAGAAGUAAGAGUAUGGGAAAUUGGAAAAUAAACUUAAGUUAUGAAAUCUUCCAUGAAAGAACAUAGAGGAAGAGUAUGGUCCAUUUAAGUCAGAAGAAACAAUGAGCAAGCAGUUAGUGCAAGUGCAGAUGGGUCUUGUAUUAUUUGGGACCUUAAAUCAUUCACCAGAGUCAUGUGUUUGUUUGAAAGUACUUUAUUCAAAAUGGUUUUGUAUCAUCCAGAAGAGAGUUAGUUAUUGACUACAGGAAGUGAUAGAAAAAUCACUUAUUGGGAAACCUUCGAUGGAUAAGCUAUCAGGAUGUUAGAUGGAUCUGAGGAAGGAGAAGUUAAUGCUUUGGCAAUUACUAAAGAAGGAGAGCAUUUUGUAUCAGGAGGAGAAGACAAGGAAGUCAAAUUAUGGGGAUAUGAUGAAGGAAUCUGCUAUUUUAAAGGUCAAGGCCAUUCAGGUACUAUAACACGAAUUACUAUAAGUCCUGAUUAGAAGACUAUUAUAUCAGUUGGGGCAGAAGGAGCCAUCUUUAUUUGGAAGAUGCCUGAAUCUGUUAUUAAUUCUAAAGCAUAAUAAGAAUUACCUACUGUUUAAAGUGUAAAAAAACAAAAUGAUAUUCAAUAAUAAUCUUAAUAAUAACAAUUAUAAUAAUCAGUGGCUAAAGAUGCUUAAUCAUAAAAAUCAAAUCAAAAUGCUAAAUCAGUCAAAUCAGGAACAAAAUCAUCAAAAAAAUGA